Messenger RNA from Cyanistes caeruleus (blue tit), 1225 nucleotides. The record is from RefSeq and is a predicted model, not a curated record. NCBI's taxonomy places the organism in Eukaryota, Metazoa, Chordata, Aves, Passeriformes, Paridae.
AUGGCCGGGGCGGCGGCCAGGCCUGACCGGGGGCGGAAGGCCGGGCCGCCCCGGGUCAAGCCCCCUCCUUCCACCCACCUCAGGAGGUUCUUGAGCUGCCAACUAAUUCACGUUUUUCCUCUGCAGAACCCGGACAUCACCAUCACCGACAAUGUCCUGCGCUUCAGAGCUCAGGGUCACGGUGCCAAAGGAGACAACAUCUAUGAAUUUGAGAUCGAAUUCCUCGAGCCAGUCGAGCCUAAACCUGUGUGCAGGAUGACGCAAAGACAGCUGAACAUCACUGUGCAGAAGAAAGAGAGUAACUGGUGGGAGAGGCUGACCAAGCAGGAGAAGCGCCCACUCUUCCUGGCACCCGAUUUCGACCGCUGGUUGGACGAGUCAGAUGCUGAAAUGGAACUGAAGGAGAAGGAAGAAGAAAAGAUUAACAAAAUGAAAAUAGAUUCCAGAGUCCCAAAAGACCCUUUCAAACACCUGAAGAAGGGAUACCUAAUCAUGUAUAAUCUUGUACAGUUCUUGGGAUUCUCUUGGAUUUUUGUGAACAUGACAGUUCGACUGUUCAUCUUAGGAAAAGAUUCCUUCUAUGACACAUUUCACACUAUUUCUGAUAUGAUGUAUUUCUGUCAGACCCUGGCAUUAAUGGAGAUCAUGAAUUCACUAAUAGGACUAGUCAGAACACCACUGAUACCUUCUGUAGUGCAGGUAUUUGGAAGAAACUUUGUUUUGUUCGUUAUCCUUGGAAUUGUGGUGUUCUUCAUAUUUUAUUUCUGGAGUAUCUCUGAGCUGUUCAGGUAUCCCUAUUACAUGCUUUCCUGCAUUGGCAUUGAAUGGAAACCACUCACCUGGCUCCGUUACACUGUCUGGAUCCCUCUCUACCCCUUAGGGGGCUUGGCAGAAGCUGUCUGUAUUGUUCAGUCCAUUCCAAUCUUCAGUGAAACAGGGAAAUUUAGCUUGGGAUUGCCAAAUCCACUGAACGUCACAAUCCAGUUUCCAUUUGUGCUUCAAAUAUUUCUUAUAGCCUUGUUUUUAGGAGUAUUUGUAAACUUCCGUCACCUCUACAAGCAAAGGAAACAGCACCUUGGACCAAAGAAGAGAAAGAUGAAAUGAAGCAGGACUGCUUUCUUAUCUCACUUGGGGACAAGAUAAGCCUCUAAUUCUUACGGUUUUACCCACUGUAGUGCAAAGAAUUUUGUAAAAUUAAAUGGCCACGCUAGAUUUCAUGAUUUCA